Molecule: messenger RNA, 7670 nt
Organism: Pseudoliparis swirei
Lineage: Eukaryota; Metazoa; Chordata; Actinopteri; Perciformes; Liparidae
Gene: cdk14
Product: cyclin dependent kinase 14
Exons: 15
Coding region: 721-2133 (470 amino acids)
Biological process (GO): protein phosphorylation
Cellular component (GO): nucleus; cytosol; cytoplasm
Molecular function (GO): ATP binding; cyclin-dependent protein serine/threonine kinase activity; cyclin binding
Source: RefSeq, a predicted model, not a curated record
UCUUGCAGAGGGCAGCGGUCUCAAGCAGCAAUCUGGCAAAAAAUAUUCCUCCUCCUGCAACACAUUACGGGGGGCGGAGCUCGCGCCACUGAGGGACAGUCCCCGGGAUCAAUGGGAACGCGGCGCUCCGCGGCAGCGCUCCAAUCCUCGCGCCCAGGAGGCGGGGUGUAGGGGGGAAGCGGAGGAGUGGAGGGGAGGAGGGGGUCGAAACCAGAGAGAGAGAGAGAGAAUCCCAAAAAUGACAUCUAGAUUGCGGUGGAGCGGGGAGUGACCGGGACGCGGAGAGAAUCUGAUGUGAAGAGAGAUUUUUGUAACGGACGGAACGAGACGCACCGGGGAGGCGCAGCGCAUUACGCACGGUUUCCAAGCUCGGAUGCCUUUUGCCGCUUCUGACUUUUAUUGCCUCUUUUGGAGAUGUAGUUGCGCUCUUGAGGAAAAAAAAAAUCCCAAGAAGGCAUUUGUUGUUACUAGUUGAGUAAGAGAGAGAGAGAGAAAGAGAGAGAGAGCGAGAGAGAGAGAGAGAGAGAGGCUCCGUUUCCUGUUUUCCAGCAGCGAUUGCAGCUGCGCUGGAGAAGCCCCGCAGGGUAGGCUGAACGACCGGUCCUCCUUCCCCGCUUCCAAACCACACCGGCGGUCCGCUGCGAAGCUCGGCGUGUGGACACAGAGCGAGAGAGAGAGAGAGAGAUAGAGAGAGAUCGAGAGACACGCAGAGAGAGAGAAAUGUGCGACCUGAUGCCAGCCUCCCAGCCCCCGCAGAAAAUCGGCAAAAUGAAAAAGUUGAGGAGAACUUUGUCGGAGAGUUUCAGGAGCAUUGCUUUCAAGAAAGAGGACAGCGGCUUUGACGAGAUAUGUGUCACAAAGAUGUCCACACGCAGCUGCCAGGGAUCGGACUCGGUCACUAAGCCACUGGACACCAUCCCUGAGGACAAGAAGGUGAGGGUGCAGCGCACGCAGAGCGGCUUCGACCCGUUCGAGAAGCCCGUCAGCCAGGUGAAGAGGGUCCACUCUGAGAACAAUGCCUGCAUCAGCGCCAAGGGCUCGUCCACCGGCAAGGAGUCACCCAAACUGCGUCGCCACUCCAGCCCGAGUUCUCCUACAAGCCCCAAGUUUGGAAAAGCUGAUUCCUAUGAGAAGCUGGAGAAACUCGGAGAGGGUUCAUACGCUACAGUUUACAAAGGAAAGAGCAAGGUGAAUGGGAAACUGGUGGCGCUGAAGGUGAUUCGUCUACAAGAGGAGGAAGGGACGCCCUUCACGGCCAUACGAGAAGCAUCUCUUCUGAAAGGCCUGAAGCAUUCCAACAUCGUGCUCCUCCAUGACAUCAUCCACACCAAGGAAACCCUGACUCUGGUCUUCGAAUAUGUGCACACAGACCUGUGUCAGUACAUGGACAGACACCCCGGGGGUCUCCUUCCAGACAAUGUGAAGCUGUUCCUGUUCCAGCUGCUGAGAGGCCUGUCCUACAUCCACCAGAGGUACAUCCUUCACCGCGACCUGAAACCACAGAACCUGCUCAUCAGCGACACGGGAGAGCUCAAACUUGCUGAUUUCGGCUUGGCCAGGGCUAAGUCGGUCCCCAGCCAUACCUACUCCAACGAGGUGGUGACCCUCUGGUACCGGCCUCCAGAUGUCCUGCUGGGAUCCACUGAAUACUCCACCUGCCUGGACAUGUGGGGAGUGGGCUGCAUUUUCAUUGAGAUGAUCCAAGGAGUGGCUGCCUUUCCAGGGAUGAAGGACAUCCAAGACCAGCUGGAGAGGAUAUUCCUGGUCAUCGGCACCCCGUCUGAGGACACCUGGCCCGGAGUUCACUCUUUGCCUCACUUCAAACCAGACCGCUUUACAGUGUACAGCUCCAAGAAGCUCAGACAAGCGUGGAAUAAGUUGGGCUAUGUGGACCAUGCCGAGGAGUUGGCGACCAGGUUCCUCCAGUGCUUCCCAAAGAACCGUCUGUCAGCCCGGGCGGCGCUGAACCACGAGUACUUCAGCAACCUUCCUCCGCGGCUCUGGGAGCUGCAGGACAUGUCUUCUAUCUUCACCGUACCAAAUGUCAAGCUGCAGACAGAGAGCGGGGACAGCAUACAGGUGUGCGCGCGAAUGAACAGCCACGGCAAGGCUUCCUCUGGCAGCAAGCACUGACCUGAGGCGGCAUCCUGCACAACCAUUGCCUGACAGGUGGCUGAUGUAAAAAAGAAAGGAAAGAUGAAGACAAGAGGUGGAGGAUCCAGACGAAUGGAAGAGCCCCAGUUCUCGUAAUUUAUUACCUUCACAAAAUGCGUGAGCGUGGGUGUAUGUGUGCGCGUGUGUGUGUGCCUUGUGCAUGAGAAAGAGAUUUGGCAUUGGGUAUAGAUAGGAAUGCAUGUGUGCAUUAUGAACGGAACCGAAGAUUUCAGGCUAUCAUUUGCAAAUCAAAUUGUGUUUACUUUUUAUAAGGUUCCAAUAACUCAUAUCACAGUAUAAACAAAAAGGACUUUACUAUUGGUACAUAUUGUGUUUUGUGUUUGUAACUAGCACUCCUAUUUAAGAAUGUAUAUUUGUAUGUAUGAUAUACUCAUCUAGAAACUAUAUAAUGGACAAUUUUAAUAUCGCUUCAUCUUCUUACCACUAUAUUGCUCACGCCGAGACACAACAGACACAUCGAGGAGACACGCAUACAAGUAAGGCUUGAAAAAACUAAGGCAAUGUCGGUAAAAAAAAAGAAAGAAAGCUCCUUAAGAGUUCCAUUUCAACUUUUUUACCUGGUUCAACUCUAAUUUGUGGAUCCGUAGACAAUAAAAAUAAUGGAGGGCUUUUUCAGGUGGUGCAACACAUCCUCCGGCAGACAUCUUGGAGGUCCAUCUCUGCUGAGGGACUUAUAUUUUAAUGAUGACAUUUCACCAUUUUUCUUUGACCUGGUCAGCUGACUUUUUGUCAGGUAACGACCUCUAUCAACGAAUACUUUUUAAACAGUGAAGUCGACAUCUAGUCUGUAAAUAAGUAUAAGGGGAGUAGUUUUCCUCUAUAUAUUUGCCUUUUAGAUACUUUCCCGAAAGGAAACAAUAUUAUUUGCAGGUGAUCAGAUCAGAUGUGUGCGUGCAGACAUCACAACCCUAUCUGCAUCAAAGUAACCCGGAUGGGGCGCUAGGUUGAAGACAUUUGAGUGUCCGAACUGAGACGAAUCUAUCGGAAUCGGAUUGGAAUUGGACGUCAAACCACUUCCAAAUAGGGUUUGCAAAAUUAAAACUAAAAAUACCAUUUCAAUUUUUCCACUGGACCUCCAUGAUGGAAAUAGAACUGGCUGAGAUGAAUUUUUUUGUUGCAACUGAAAAGCUUUUCACAAAUAAAUGAUCUUUGAUGGAGAUGUUGAAGGUGCACACAUAAGACAACAGGGACAGCACCAACCAGAGUGCAAUACUAUAAAUGACAACAGCUGUAAGUGUGUUUGUGUGUGUGUGUGUGUGUUUAACAUGGGCAAUAGCUAAGCAUUGGGGCUUCCAUCCAAGCAAAUGAGCUAAUGUACAAACGGUAAAACACCAAGGCAAUAGGUUGUGUGGCCUUUUGUUUGAUCUAGCCCAUGACAAUCCUCCCCUUCACGUUAUCGAAUAACCAUCAACAGAUCUGCAAUAUUUUAUUCUAAACAAACGAUCUACAUCAAUAACUUCAACUUUUUGUUAAGCUCUUGAGUCAAAUGCUAAGAUUGAUUCGGAGCUUUUCGUAUCUGACGAUUGAAAAAAGUGUCGGUAUGAGUGCUUUUCAGUGUGUGUACUUUAGGUGGACCCUUCACCACCGACACGUGCUCUUGUGGGGACACUCUCCCUCUGUGUGUGCCCCUCAACAUCCUACACAUUCUCAAUGUUUUUGCAACUUGUUAAUGAUGAAAGGUCAAAUGUAUAAUGUAGUAUCAUCUGCAAAGAAGUUUAUACUGUCUUUCAUUUGAUGUUUUGUGUGAAAAUAUCUGAAUAUUACAAGCUUAGACGUAUGGUUAUAAUUGUGAAGUACUAAUAAUACAAUGGCUUCCUCUUUAUCAAUCAGUUUGAAACAAUAAUAUUGGCCCUAAACUGUUGAUAAGUCGAUGAGAUGAGGUUGCAAAUGUGGCGUCAUGGAGAAUUUGAAAUUGUGGACACUCACACACGCACAGACACUCACACACUCUCACACACUCACUUUAUAAUAUAGAUGUCUUGCCUGCUAGUGUAACCUUUCUGCACCUACCUGCUUUAAUGCAUUAUAUACCUGCAGCCCCUCCACGCCCCCCUUCUGCUGCUGUUUGCUUUGCAGUCUGUCGCAUUCAAAGAAGGUCAUUUUUAAAGGUCUAUCUUAAUACAUCACUCAUGAAAUGUAAUCAUUCCUCCAUUCCCGACUGGCCAUGAAGUGAUAUUCAUGCAGAACCAAAAUGAAUUCCAAAGUUCCGCUGUCGCUAAUAUUCGCUGAGUCAGCCAAAUUGAGUGGGUAUCUCCGUCCAGACCAUUGUGUGUAAGUUUAUUGACUGAUAUGAUGGACAAGAGCUAAAUUGACAAGCAAUAUAGGAUUAACAUUUGUCAGGUGGCUGGAGGUGUAAGAUGACAGAUACGUUGUGCGUGUUUCCAAAAAGGAAGUGUACAAAAGUACAAAUUGUGCAAAAAACAUUUAAAGAUGGAAGAGUUGCAUCGAAGAAAAAAAACUGACUGAGUGAAUAAAUCAGAUGGAACACGAAGCAGGUGGCGUAACCAUCCAUCGAGCUAUCGCUCCCAUUGGAGAGAUGAAAAAUGGCUGCAGAUUGAGGUUGACAUUAAUAGAACCAGAUUGGGGAAUUAGCGUAACCAACUGAUUACCUCGAUGAGUCCCAACUCCAAAUAUUUGCAUCACAGUAGCAUUUCCUCUGGCGAUUUCCUGGAAAUGUGGUUGAAUUUGUGUUAAAUCUGGAUGGAAACUUCCGAUUGCUGAAUAUUAUUAUUGGCUAAACUUUGGAAUAUAUUUUUGCUCAGAAUACAGAUUGUGGCUUUGUUCCUCUAUCUAAGAUUAGAGUGGUUCCGAUACCAUUUUUUCCGUCCUGAUAUUGAUUUUCAUACAUGUACUUGUGUAUCGGCCGAUACCGAGUACCCAUCUGAUGCCAGAGAGUUUAAAAACACGUUGCCGCUAUAUGGUGGUGACGUUUUGCGAGCAAUGAUGAAACUAGCUAACGAGUGAGCCGCCUCACUUUCUUGUCACCUCAUCUCUGUUUAGAGUUGCACAUGCGCUAAUCCAAUCAUACCGGAUGUACGGAUCGGGGAGAGAGAUUUCUCGUAAAGUGUGAAGGAACUGACGAAUGAGAGGAAACCGUGAUGUCAGAUCGCUGGAUAGACUUUGCGUACUCGCCUAUGCUUUAAUGACUGUUCCAAGCCCAGCUUCUUCGACCAAUGAGGCCAAAUAAAUGAUCAAUGGCUAACUCUCCCCGAUAGCGUUUUGAAACAGCACUUUAAAGAAAAAUCUAUUUGCCCUACAUUCCAGGCUGUAUGGUUACUUUCAUGCACUUGCUUUGCCCUUAAUGAGACAUACACUACCGUUCAAAAGUUUGGGAUCACUUAAAAAUGACUUUAUUUUUCAAAGAAAAGCACUGUUUUUUCAAUAAAGAUAACAUUAAAUUAAUCAGAAAUACACUCUCUACAUUGUUAAUGUGGUAAAUGACUAUUCUAGGUGGAAGUGUCUGGUUUCUAAUGAAAUAUCUCCAUAGGUGUAUAGAGGCCCAUUUCCAUCAACUAUCACUCCAGUGUUCUAAUGGUACAUUGUGUUUGCUAAUCGCCUUAGAAGACUAAUGUCUGAUGAGAAAACCCAUGCAAUUAUGUUAGCACAGCUGAAAACAGUUAUGCUGGUGAUAUAAGCUAUACAACUGGCCUUCCUUUGAGCUUGAAGUUUGUAGAACAAAAAUAAUAUUUCAAAUAUUAAUCAUUAUUUCUAACCUUGUCAAUGUCUUGACUAUAUUUUAUAUUCAUUUGAUAAAUAAAAGUGUGAUUUUUCAUGGAAGACACAAAAUUGUCUGGGUGAUCCCAAACUUUUGAACGGUAGUGUAUACAGUAUAUGAGUACAUAUACUGUAUACACUACAGUAUACGUUACCUUUCUUUGCCUGACGCAAAGCAAACCAGCCCUUCUUACAAAUGUAAAUAUCAUCCCUUGUUUUGAACCUUUAGCACAGAUUGAGGAAGAGCUCACGGAAAUUCUGUACUUGAAGUCAUCUCGCGGCUUUUCAGUGUCAUCCCCAGGCGGUGGUUGUGCGGCAGAAAAGAACAGGGGGAGGAGACAGGGCGGGUAAUGCCAGUAAAGCGGCGUGACAGAAGAGGGUUAAUACCAUCGAGCUGUGCGAAGAUUGCCCAGCCUCAUGUGGCUUUAAGGGAUUGCAGGCAGUAUUAGCAGCCGAAUAAUUAUCUUUGGCAUGUUUCUUCUCGUGAAAUACUUUCGGCGUGGCAAUCAUCGCUUUGUUUGCCCCUCGACACUGUACUUCUGUAGUCUUGUACAAAAGCUUAUAUUUUUGACUCCUGUGUGGGCGGAGUUCCUAAAGGCACUCUGUUCCAAUUUGAAUGUUCUUCAAAUAUUUCAAAAAAGUCCAGUGAAGGACACACUUAGUGGAAUUGCACAUUUAGCACUGUGACAAGGGACUUGAGAAAUACUCUCAGUAGAAAAUGUCAAAGGGGGAAAUCGAUAGGGUGGUGACACACCUCCCAGGAAGUGAAAUAGUGAUGCUUCCACUAUGUUCGUAUACAGGGUUGCAAAGGUCCCCUUGAUGCUAUCAAAGAUAUAUCAUGUAUGAAUAAACAUAUAAGGUGAAUAUAAAUAUACGGCAUCUAUUUUUUGCCAUUCUUUAUCAUGUGGCCCAAAGUGGUAUCGGAAAGGACAAACAUUUAGGUUGGAUCCAUUGAGCGUCCUCGCGGUGCUCAACAAUGAAUCCGCGUUUGCAACUUUUUUCAACGAAGCUUCUUUCGCAUUUUAUUUUAUCUCUUUUCUUUUUUAUGUACACUACCGUUCAAAAGUUUGGGGUCACUUAGAAAUGUCUUUAUUUUUAAAAAAACCCCACUGUUUUUUCAAUAAAGAUAACAUUAAUCAAUAAUACACACUAUACAUUGUUAAUGUGGUAAAUGACUAUUCUAGGUGGAAACGUCUGGUUUCUAAUGAAAUAUCUCCAGGUGUAUAGAGGCCCAUUUCCAUCAACUGUCACUCCAGUGUUCUAAUGGUACAUUGUGUUUGCUAAUCGCCUUAGAAGACUAAUAUCUGAUUAGAAAACCCUUGUGCAAUUAUGUUAGCACAGCUGAAAACAGUUAUGCUGGUGAUAUAAGCUCUACAACUGGCCUUCCUUUGAGCUUGAAGUUUGAAGAACAAAAAUAAUACUUCAAAUAUUAAUCAUUAUUUCUAACCUUGUCAAAGUCUUGACUAUAUUUUCUAUUCAAUUUUCAAUUCAUUUGAUAAAUAAAAGUGAGUUUUCAAGGAAGACACAAAAUUGUCUGGAUGACCCCAAACUUUGGAACGGUAGUGUAUGCUGCACUGAAAACACGUUAUUUUCUUUCACAAGUGGUUUCGGAGAACCGAAGUGUCGUCAGUCACUUCACCCGAGUGAAACAAUAUAGUAUACAGUAGAAUAGCUGUUGCAUAAGUUACGACCUGUAUGUAAUGUUAUUAUGGAAGAUGUAAUGUCCUUCUGUAAAUGUUGUUUAAUGUUGUUUUACCUGAAAUAAAAAUGUAUUAAUGCUU